Messenger RNA from Teleopsis dalmanni, 2655 nucleotides. Its product is annotated as teneurin-a-like. The coding region runs from base 1 to 2655 and encodes 884 amino acids. Gene Ontology annotation, biological process: motor neuron axon guidance. The transcript is spliced from 9 exons. NCBI's taxonomy places the organism in Eukaryota, Metazoa, Arthropoda, Insecta, Diptera, Diopsidae. The record is from RefSeq and is a predicted model, not a curated record.
AUGUUCACAUUCCGCAUUUACUUACAAAGCAAUGAAAGCACUUCAAAACCUGCCAAUAUAUUAGAUACUUCAUUUAAAUUGGGUCCUAUGCAAGGCACUGGUCACCAACAACAGAUGGCGCAAAGUAUGUCAACGGGUAAUAAUACGCUUGGUGGCCACGGUGGCAUUGAUCGUGGCGGUGGCAGUGGCGGUGGACCUGGUGGUCCUGGCAUGAAUGGUCCGGGUGGACCACACUGUCAAAUGAGCGGCUCACAACCAUUGGUCAUGCCGGGAUUUCCAUUGCGUAAUUCACACUCAGCGCACACACCGCACUACUCACCAUAUUCACCAUCCAGGUUUCACAUAGAUAAGCGCUGUCAACACAAAUGUUCCUGGAAAUGUUUAAGUAUUGCCUUAAUACUACUAGCAGUCGUCCUAACAGCCAUGUUGACCUAUUUUGCAGCUGUGAGCUCAAUGAAACCCAACAUGGAUACAACAAAUUGCAUCCUAGUCCAAGAUGUCAAAUCACAACCACAUGAUUUACAUGGCAACGCAAAAGCAAACAAUGGUGGCAGUCAGUUACCGACAGCUUAUCCCACAGAAGAAUCGGUACAGACCAGCACAUCAGAUCAUAGCGCAAAUUUCGUUGGCAGCAAUGGAGGCGGUGGUGGGGCACAGAAUUCGGCACCCUCACUACAGUUGCAGCAUCAGCAGCAACUGUUGUUGCAACAGCAACCGCAUAGCAUAAAUCAACAAAUAGCGGCUGGCAUACCACAAGAUGCCUCCCAUCUGCAGGACCAGUCAUAUAGUGCGCAACAUCAACAACAGCAACAGCAGCAGCUGCUGAAGUGGCCGCAGGUUGUCGAACUGAAAGAACUCAAUGAGCUUUACCAUGCUAACAUUCCGGCUUACCAAUUUUGGAAUUUAGAAUUUCGCAAUAAACAUCCUGCAUUCAUACGUUUUAACUUUACGCUACCGUGGGGCGCAAAUUUUGCGGUCUAUUCACGUCGUAAUGUCGCUCCCUCCGUAACGCAAUACGAUUUCGUAGAGUUCAUCAAAGGCGGUCGUUUGGAUAGUCAUUUGCGGCAUAGACGUAGCGCAGUACACUGGCAAAAUGGUAACGACCAAAGUAAUGGAAGUGAUACACAGAACUUUAAAGAUUUCGCGGAUAUUGAUGUUUUGGCUGCAGGUGGUGAAUAUACAAAUAUCGAUGAUUUGCAGCGUGCAUCUCACGAAACAACAAAUGGUAUUCGUUUUAACUACGGGCAUCAAUUUGAUGAUGACGAUGACGAUGACUCUUUCGAAGAUUUCGGCUCGGAUGAGUACAAUGGUAAUUUUCCACAAGAGAUGGACAUUGAAACACCUUUGGACACUGCUAAGUACUAUGCACAACAGCAUGCUAAACAACAAAAUCAACAUGUCUUGCAAAAGCGCUCUGCCAUGGGUGCAACCGGACCAGAUAGUAUGGGCGGUUUGCCUGCUUUAGACAUGGAUACAAUGAUGGUUAAUGUGUCAUUGCUGCAGUAUUUAGAUACUGGUUUAUGGUUUAUUUCUGUGUACAAUGAUGAAUUAGUUGCGCAUUCGGUAACAUUGAUUGUUGAGGAAGCUGAGGGUGUUAGCACUACAUGUCCAAACGAUUGUUCAGGACGCGGCAGUUGUUAUUUGGGAAAAUGUGAUUGUAUAGAUGGCUAUCAGGGCGCCGAUUGCUCCAAGAGCGUCUGUCCAGUGCUAUGCUCCGCUCACGGCCACUACGGUGGUGGUGUUUGUCACUGUGAAGAGGGCUGGAAGGGUUCCGAAUGUGAUAUACCUGUGGGCGAAUGCGAGGUACCGAACUGUUCGAAUCAUGGACGUUGCAUUGAAGGUGAAUGCCACUGUGAACGUGGCUGGAAAGGACCUUUUUGUGAUCAACAUGAUUGCCUUGAUCCAUUGUGCUCGGGCCAUGGCACAUGUGUCGCUGGUCAGUGCUAUUGUAAGGCCGGUUGGCAAGGUGAGGACUGCGGUACCAUUGAUCAGCAAGUGUAUCAGUGCUUGCCCGGCUGUUCCGAGCACGGUACUUAUGACUUAGAAACAGGACAAUGUGUUUGUGAACGGCAUUGGACAGGACCAGAUUGCUCGCAAGCUGUCUGCAGCCUGGAUUGUGGACCAAAUGGUGUCUGCGAAUCGGGAAAAUGCCGUUGUAAUCCUGGUUGGACCGGAAAUCUAUGUGAUCAGCUGCCAUGCGAUGCCAGAUGCUCCGAGCAUGGACAAUGCAAAAAUGGCACAUGUGUAUGCUCGCAGGGAUGGAAUGGCAGACAUUGCACAUUGCCCGGUUGUGAAAAUGGUUGCUCCCGCCACGGACAGUGUACCUUGGAAAAUGGCGAAUAUCGCUGUGAUUGCAUUGAUGGUUGGGCAGGCUCCGAUUGUUCGAUUGCAUUGGAAAUGAACUGCAAGGACAAUAUCGACAACGAUGGCGAAGCCGAGCACUCUGUAAAAAAACAUUUAUUGCCAAUGCUAACUAGCGGUGAAAAAUACAUGGCUCCGGUUAGUACUGUCUGUAUUGAUCAAUAUAACCUAUUGCAGUGUGUCUUAAGUCCCACAAGAAGCAAUUUGAUGUAUCAUGUUAAAUUUGGAAUUAGGAAACCUGGUUAUGACCAGGAAACCUGGUUGUUUACGAACUUAACGAACAAAUUGCUAUAA